UUCGCAUCCCUGACUCAGUAUGUGGCGCGUUCCCGGUCUGCUCUGCGUGCGCGUUGCAAGGAAGAGCAAGUUCUCCGGACCUUGGACCAGGCCUGCCGCCUUCAUGUCCACUCUGCUCAUCAAUCAGCCUCAGUAUGCUUGGCUGAAGGAGCUGGGGCUCCGCGAGGAGAACGACGGCGUGUAUAAUGGAAGCUGGGGAGGCCGGGGAGAGGUUAUCACCACCUAUUGUCCUGCUAACAAUGAGCCCAUUGCCAGAGUCAGACAGGCCAGCAUGGCUGACUAUGAAGAAACUGUAGAGAAAGCAAGAGAAGCAUGGAGCAUCUGGGCAGAUAUUCCUGCUCCAAAGCGAGGAGAAAUCGUGAGACAGAUUGGUGAUGCCUUGCGGGAGAAGAUCCAAGUGCUAGGAAGCUUGGUGUCUUUGGAGAUGGGGAAGAUCUUGGUGGAAGGUGUGGGAGAAGUUCAGGAAUACGUGGAUGUUUGUGAUUAUGCUGUUGGCUUAUCUCGGAUGAUUGGGGGACCCAUCCUGCCUUCUGAAAGACCUGGCCAUGCUCUCAUUGAACAGUGGAAUCCUGUAGGCCUGGUUGGAAUCAUCACUGCUUUCAACUUCCCUGUGGCCGUGUAUGGCUGGAACAACGCCAUUGCCAUGAUCUGCGGGAACGCUUGCCUUUGGAAAGGAGCUCCUACAACUUCCCUCAUUAGUGUAGCUGUCACAAAGAUAAUAGCCAAAGUUCUGGAGGACAACAAGCUGCCUGGUGCAAUUUGUUCCUUGACUUGUGGUGGAGCAGAUAUCGGCACAGCAAUGGCCAAGGAUGAGCGGGUGGACCUGCUGUCCUUCACCGGGAGCACUCAGGUGGGAAAACAGGUGGCCCUCAUGGUACAGGAGAGGUUUGGGAGAAGUUUAUUAGAACUUGGAGGAAACAAUGCCAUUAUAGCUUUCGAGGACGCGGACCUCAGCUUAGUCGUCCCCUCAGCUCUCUUUGCAGCCGUGGGGACAGCCGGCCAGAGGUGUACCACUGCGAGGCGCCUGUUCUUACAUGAAAGCAUCCAUGAUGAAGUUGUCAAUAGACUUAAAAAGGCGUAUGCACAGAUCCGUGUUGGGAACCCUUGGGAUGCUAACGUUCUCUAUGGGCCACUCCACACCAAACAGGCAGUAAGCAUGUUUCUUGGAGCAGUGGAAGAAGCAAAGAAGGAAGGUGGCGCCGUUGUCUAUGGUGGCAAGGUUAUGGAUCGCCCUGGAAAUUACGUAGAACCUACAAUCGUGACAGGUCUUGAGCAUGACGCAUCCAUUGUACACACAGAGACUUUUGCCCCGAUUCUUUAUGUCUUUAAAUUCAAGAAUGAAGAUGAGGUCUUUGCAUGGAACAAUGAAGUCAAACAGGGACUUUCAAGUAGCAUCUUUACCAAGGAUAUGGGCAGAAUCUUUCGCUGGCUUGGACCAAAAGGAUCAGAUUGUGGCAUUGUAAACGUCAACAUUCCAACCAGUGGGGCUGAGAUUGGAGGUGCAUUUGGAGGAGAGAAGCACACUGGCGGUGGCAGGGAGUCGGGCAGUGAUGCCUGGAAGCAGUACAUGAGAAGAUCUACUUGUACCAUCAACUACAGUAAGGACCUUCCUCUGGCCCAAGGAAUCAAGUUUCAGUAAAAAGUGCUUUAAAUUGACAUUUCAAGUCUUUCAUGCAUUGUUACAACUCUUUCUUCUGAAGAAGACAAAGAAAAUGAGUAUUUGCCUUCAAUAAAUGUAUCAUUUUGAAUAUGACGGUGGCUAAUCCCUUAUGCUUCUGAGGCCUAAAUCAAGAGACUCAUUUAAAAAAAAAAAGUUUUCAUGACAUCAUCUCAAGUAAUAAAAAGUAGAGUAGGUGAAUUUUUAUGUUACUAGUAGUUACUGAUUUUUUUAAUUUAGGAUUAUUUUUAUAAUUUAUAAAAAAUAAUAGUACAUGUCAUGGUGGGAAUUUGGAAAAAAUCAGAAUAUAAUAGAGAAGAAAAUAGAAGUCUUGUCAGUAGAUGCAGGAACAUCUCCUAAGCAAAUAAAGAAAUCAGUGGCGAGCUUGAUUCACGUCACCUCACACCCUGGAAAGGGUGUGAUUGAAGAGAGUGUCCCUUGUUCAUGGAGGACUGUAGCGCAGUUACGCUUGUGGAUCGACUUGGUGUUUAAGAUGACUGGGGGCAUUCAUCACCAUCACAGCUUCUCGCUCAGGAUUACCUGUGUCACCACAGAAGAAAUUUGCGAGACAGACGGAGAUUUUGCCCCUGGCCCACCUAGAACCUGCACCUGUGGAUGACUGGACUUCUAUGCAAAGCACCUCUGGAUUUCUUAGGCAACCUCAGACCAUCCUUUUUAGCUGUUAGGCUCCUGUAAUUGCCUUUAGGUUUGUUCUUAGAAAAUAUCAAGUGUGUAGCAGCUCGUGUUUGCAGUGACCUCGGCAUAGUUCACUUUCUCUUUGCUGAGCAUCUGCCUCCUCUUGAGAAUCUGCCCAGGAGCCCCUGGAGUGGUUCGGCCAAGGGCCCUGCCAAGCGCACACUGGCUCCUGCAGUUCCAUCUUCCUGGCAGCCUUCGCUCCCCUAAUGGGUAGCAGCUACCCACCACCUUCACUCCUGCCAGACUGGACUGGGCAGAAGCCUUGGAAGAUGAUGUUUGUACAGGACCUGAUGUGUCAGGAUGUAUUGGAGAGAUUCAGACAAUGGGCAAAGAGUUUGGGGUUGAGUUAUGACAGAGAAGCAAGCAAAUGAAAAGACCAAACAAUUUUAAAUUUGUCAGGGAAGGGAUGGUAUUCAUAGCAUGUUCCAUGGCCCAGCGUGACUAGUGUUCACAAGCUGUGGUCAGCCUUGAAUAUUAACCCAAACAUGGUGAUAAACCUUUUGAGAGCAUGUUGGCAGAAGUUCAGGGUAUGAGAGCAGGUUAGGAAGGCAGGCAGUUUAUGUUCUGUGGUGGACAAUCAAUAAUGUCUAAACUUACAAAACAGGAAAUACCAACAUAGGCUUAUAAAGAUAGGGAAGAAAUUCUGAAAAAAAUCUUUGCUUCAGGUUGUGGGGGAGAGACAUGGAGAAGGAGGCAUUACUGUUUUCCAUAACAGGUCUUGUAGAGCUGUUUGUGUCUUUAAAUCAAGAGGGUGUAUAACUUUGGUUAAAAAUUAAAGCCGAUGAAAAAGAAAAUGAUCUUGGAGAAUCAGGUGCUUGAAGUCCUCCACUUGAUCCCAUUUCCACCACCCCCACUCCCUAGCACAUACACGCACACUGUCUGUUUCCCAUUAUUGAACUGGGGACUCCUUUUAAACAUCUCAUGAAAUGAUUGUGCUGAAAGCCAAGUUUUCUUCCAUGUUGUGAAGUUCAUAAUAGACUAAAUCACCUUGUAUUGAUAUAUACAUACUUUUUAAUACAAGCUGAUGCUUGAGAGAAUUACUCUCUUGGGGCAUUUGUUUUUUUAAAAAAAACCUCGCCAUGGUUUUUCUUUGUAAGUUACAGUGCUAGGUCUUGUAGCCCUGUCUAUAGAAUAUAAUCUGAAGAAUAUAAAACACUAUUUUAAAACA
Messenger RNA from Budorcas taxicolor (takin), 3521 nucleotides. RefSeq names its product aldehyde dehydrogenase 7 family member A1 (gene ALDH7A1). The transcript has 18 exons. The record is from RefSeq and is a predicted model, not a curated record. NCBI's taxonomy places the organism in Eukaryota, Metazoa, Chordata, Mammalia, Artiodactyla, Bovidae. Gene Ontology annotation, molecular function: aldehyde dehydrogenase (NAD+) activity. The coding region runs from base 20 to 1639 and encodes 539 amino acids.